Messenger RNA from Juglans regia (Persian walnut), 2557 nucleotides. RefSeq lists its product as uncharacterized. Gene Ontology annotation, biological process: DNA integration. The record is from RefSeq and is a predicted model, not a curated record. The transcript has 11 exons. NCBI's taxonomy places the organism in Eukaryota, Viridiplantae, Streptophyta, Magnoliopsida, Fagales, Juglandaceae. Gene Ontology annotation, molecular function: nucleic acid binding. The coding region runs from base 55 to 2325 and encodes 756 amino acids.
ACCCCGAAACAGUUUCUAGUUCGUACCCAUUUCCUGCUACUCAGAUUUUUGAAAAUGUCCGUUUCCUAUUCGGAUCUUUCCCUGUCCCGGACCGCUACCGGAUUAUGCUUCUAUCCCGACCGGAGAAGGCGAAUACCCGAACAUCAUCGGGUCCCGCAUUUUCUCCUCCCGCCGGUGAGGCCGACGUCGUUAUAUGGCAUCGCUUUGGAGAAGAGGAAGAAGGACGAUUGGAAGCCGUCGAUCUGUACCGCCGAUGAAUUACACUAUGUCUCUGUUCCCAACUCCGAUUGGACCCUCGCUCUCUGGCGCUACCUUCCUUCUCAUAAGGUGCGGCCGAGGAAUCACCCCCUGUUGCUGUUGUCUGGGGUUGGGACCAAUGCUAUUGGAUAUGAUCUCUCUCCUGAGGACCAGGUAACGGGGGAGCCGAUCGCGAAGGGACCUAAAGUGGGGCGUUUGUUUCCACUAUUUUUACCUGUUCCAGCACUUUCUCCAGUUUCUUCUAUUACGUCUUUUGCUUGUAAUAAUGUUCCUAAUCUAAGUAUGGUGUGGCAUCGUCGUUUAGGUCAUCCCAAUACUCAGAUUUUGUCUCAUGUAUUGAACUCUGGUUUUCUUGGUAAUAAAGAAUGUUCAUCUUUAUCUCUUGAGUGUGAUUCUUGUAAACUUGGUAAAAGCAAAACUCUUCCCUUUCCUUUGCAUGCUAGUAGAGCUUCUCACUGCUUUGACCUUAUUCAUAGUGAUGUUUGGGGACCUUCCCCCGUUAGUUCACAUGAGAAAUUUAAAUAUUAUGUGACUUUCAUUGAUGAUCAUAGCAGAUUUAUUUGGGUUUAUUUUCUUCGUUCUAAAUCUGAGGUUUUUCGUACUUUUACUACGUUUUUAGCGUAUGUUGGCAAUCAAUUUUCUGCGACUAUUAAGACAUUACGCACAGAUUCUGGUGGUGAAUAUUUGUCUAAUGAGUUUCUGGCUUUUUUGGCUUCUAAAGGUAUUAUUCAUCAACGUUCAUGUCCUGCUACUCCCCAACAGAAUGGAGUAGCCGAACGCAAAAAUCGCACUCUUCUUGACAUGUCCUCUUUUGCACGCUACAUGUCUGGCCAAGGAUUUGAUACAUGGAUUCUUGAAGUUCGCGGUGCUGGGCUGAGCAUGCGUGGAAUGGACUUUGGGGAAAUUAAGCAGCCUCUCAAUGCCAUGAGAGAUUCCUCGGUUAAGCAUGGAGUGGAUGUUCUUCCUUCAGAAAGACAUUCUACCCAUGACUUUGGUGCUUUUGCUGAUUCUGACAUCACUUUUGUCAAUGGGAAAAGUAAAAGGACUGUCUCUAAAUCAAAUGACGUGAAUUUAGUUACCAAAUUUAGGGAGACUUUCUUGCGUUUAUCAGAGAAACUUUCAGAUUUUUUAAAUGAAGAAGCAGGACAAAACUCUGGUGUUGCCAACCAAUUUAGGGACUUGAGUCAAUGGCUUGCAAAUGUCAUUGAAGAAAGUCAAGUGCCAGUUCCGACACAGUUUUUGGACUUCCAAGAGCGUUUUUCUACAACAUUGGAUGAAUUACAGAUGCAACUGGACUUGAUUGGAAACUACGAUUGGGACUUUGAUCACUACUUGGAAGAGGAUGUGCCUGCUGUGAUGGAGUACAUAAAGAAUCAUUGCAAACCAAAGGAUGGAAGGUUACUUGCAAUUGGCCACUCAAUGGGGGGUAUCUUGCUUUAUGCGAUGCUGUCUCGAUGCUGCUCUGAAGGAAGGAAUUCUGGGUUGGCAUCAGUUGCUACUUUGGCUUCUUCACUUGACUACACGUCUUCAAAAUCAUCACUCAAAUUACUUUUGCCUCUGGCAGACCCUGCAGAGGCUCUAAAAGUUCCUGUCAUUCCAAUUGGGGGAUUGCUCUCUGCUGCCCAUCCUCUUGCUUCUCGUCCUCCUUAUGUUUUGUCUUGGUUAAAUCCUCAAAUUUCAGCUCAGGAUAUGAUGGAUCCAAAGUUGUUUGAAAAACUUGUUUUGAACAACUUUUGUACAGUACCUGCCAAAGUUCUCUUGCAGCUGACAACAGCCUUCCAAAAGGGUGGUUUACGUGACAGGAGUGGAACUUUCUUCUACAAGGAUCAUUUACACAAAACCAAUGUCCCUAUUUUAGCACUUGCAGGAGACCAAGAUCUAAUUUGUCCACCCGAAGCUGUCUAUGAGACUGUGAAGAUGAUUUCUGAAGAUUUGGUUGCUUACAAAGUUUUUGGAGAACCUGGGGGUCCACAUUAUGCUCACUAUGAUCUAGUGGGAGGUCGUUUGGUAGCCGAUCAAGUAUAUCCGUGCAUUAUUGAAUUUCUCAGUCGCCAUGACACGAUUUGAUUUCCUCAUUUUGUUUUCUCUACUUGAGAUUUGGUUCCAUUCUUUUGUCCAUAUAGAAGUGAAACUGAAAGAAGAUUUCCAAAGAGAGAGGCCCCUUCAGAGUUAUAGAGGAAGAUCGAGUCUGUGUAUGUUGUUGUAUCUAAUCCCAUUAUGUACCUUGUUGUAAAGUAAAUAUCAUACGACAAUUGAAAAGAUAUAAUUCAAAUAAAAUAAGAUCUCAGUUCUACAAGAA